GAUUUUUUAAAAUUUCUAUUAUUAGUUUAAAUCCUAAAAUUACAACAUGGACGAUAUAUCGAAUAACACACAAGAUACAAAUAACGUUAAAGAAAUAUUUGUAGCUCAGAUGGACACGAGUUCAGAGGAACCUCCGAUGAGCGAGUGGUCAUCCCUGGAAAUUGAGGUUCCUCAGGAGAAUAAGAAGAAAUUACUUUACGGGCAGGGGCUCUAUGAUCCUGGAAGCGGAGAAGUGUGUGCGAAGUACAUAGCGAUGUCCAGGAGCUCAAUACUUCGCCAUCCUUACUUCAACUACCCAGCUGUCCUGGACCCUGGUAUUCAAGAUGCUCUCCUGGAGCCUGAGGAGACAGUCAAAUACCCCGAUGAUGGCCAACAAAAGUACUUGGACGUAUGCAAUGAAAUGGGUCAGUGCCCAGUUACAUCUUUUCAUAGAGGCCUUCUCACGGACUCGAUAAAUUUGAGCUACUACUGCGUUCAUCCCUAUGGGGUCCGAGCGAUGGCGGAGGCGUUGAUCCACAAUAAAACGGUGAGCAGUCUCAACUUAACCGACAACUUUUUGAAUGACGACGCUUGCUACCAUUUAGGAGAAAUGCUCGCAACCAAUAACACUCUGAAGGAACUUAAUCUAUCAGGCUGCAGAAUAGGUCCAAGUGGAGCGAAGAGAUUGUUUUCCGGCUUGAUAUUAAAUAGCGGCCUCAAGACGCUCAAUUUGAACCGAAACGCGCUGGGCGACCGUGGUGUUGAAUAUCUAGCUGACGUUGUAGAACGCGGCAUCGACGUCGAGCGCAUUUCCCUCAGUUACAACAACAUAAGUGGAAAAUCUGCGGGCAUAUUAGCUUCAGCGUUGGAGUUUAGUAAUAAAUUUUCUCAUAUCGAUCUCUCGUGGAAUAGCCUCUAUGAACCUAUUGAGGGCGCUGUCAGUUUGCUAACUCGAUUAGGAGAAAGCGAGGAGUUAUUAGAAUUAAAUUUAUCUUGGAAUUCUCUAUAUGGGGAAGAAAUCGGAGCCGCCCUCGGUAAGACGUUAAACGCUUCUAAUCUACGAGUACUAGACCUCAGCAAUAACAGGCUAGCUAAUAACGCCGUAAUUAAUUUGAUCCAAAGUGUUAGAAAAACCAAGAAUUUGGUGACGCUCGAUUUAUCCUAUAACCCCAUGGCGCCUCAAGAUGCUUUUGCUGUGCUGCAAAAAAUGAGGCUCAAAAAAGUAAAGAUACAAAACCUAUUAAUGGAUAACGUGGGGAUAAGCGGAGCAUUUCUUAAAAGGUUAAAUGAAAUAAAAAAAUACAAAUUUCGUUCUAAUAUGAGAGUCACUCACGGUACUAUUGUCGAAGGCUACGACAUUGCCGGCCCCGACAUGAGAGAUCUGGUUUUAAAUAGAGCAGAAUACUUAUCGCAGCGUAAGAAGAAGUCUAAGGUUGACGUAGCCUUAUUCGUGCUCGAAUUGGCAAAGCAGAAUAUAACUAUAAUGGACACCAAAGAUUUCACAGCGGCGCUAGAAGCUGCGCGAGUUCCCUUGGAUAAGGACCUGAUUGAGGAGAUCUGCAACGCCUUCCCUGGGCCCAGAACGGCCAGGUCAACUUCGAUAAACAUACAAAAUUUGACAGAAUACGUUCAGAGAAAGUGGCCUGAUCGCAAACUUCCUCCCACCCCUCCCCCUGAACCUGAGCUACCUCCUCCAUCUUUGGUCGUAAAGAAAGGCGACAAAAAGAAGAAGGGUGCCAAGAAAGGCGUUAAAGGUGCGAAAAAAGGUGGAAAGAAGAAAAAAUAGA
Molecule: messenger RNA, 1766 nt
Organism: Aricia agestis (brown argus)
Lineage: Eukaryota; Metazoa; Arthropoda; Insecta; Lepidoptera; Lycaenidae
Product: protein NLRC3-like
Exons: 1
Coding region: 47-1765 (572 amino acids)
Biological process (GO): activation of GTPase activity; nucleocytoplasmic transport
Cellular component (GO): perinuclear region of cytoplasm; cytosol; nucleus
Molecular function (GO): GTPase activator activity; small GTPase binding
Source: RefSeq, a predicted model, not a curated record